Messenger RNA from Staurois parvus, 378 nucleotides. NCBI's taxonomy places the organism in Eukaryota, Metazoa, Chordata, Amphibia, Anura, Ranidae. The record is from the annotation of a GenBank genome assembly.
GCGUCCUGUGGCUUCGUGCCCAUUGCACAGUACUUGAUCUCAAAGGGUGCCAGUGUUGCCAUUGCCAAUAGUGAAGGUGAACUUCCUCUGGAUGUGGCCCAUGAGAGUGCCAUGGAGAAGCUGCUGAAGAGCGAGGUUAAGAAGCAAGGUGUGGAUCUAGACGCUGCAAAGAAGGAGGAACAGGAGCUGAUGCUGAGAGAUGCAAGGCGUUGGUUGAACAAUGGAAAAAUUGAAGAUAUCAGACACCCAACCACUGGAGCUACUCCUCUGCAUGUAGCUGCUGCAAAGGGCUAUGCUGAGGUCAUUAGGCUGCUCCUCCAGUUGGGGUUUGAUGUGGACUCCCGUGACUUUGACGGAUGGACACCUCUUCACGGUGCG